Molecule: messenger RNA, 1449 nt
Organism: Pseudoliparis swirei
Lineage: Eukaryota; Metazoa; Chordata; Actinopteri; Perciformes; Liparidae
Gene: foxl3
Product: forkhead box L3
Exons: 3
Coding region: 78-878 (266 amino acids)
Biological process (GO): regulation of transcription by RNA polymerase II; cell differentiation; anatomical structure morphogenesis
Molecular function (GO): RNA polymerase II cis-regulatory region sequence-specific DNA binding; DNA-binding transcription factor activity, RNA polymerase II-specific
Source: RefSeq, a predicted model, not a curated record
GGAGCAGAGCAUGGUGGAGCGGCGGCAGAGCGGCAGGACGAGGUGUUGCUGCCGGGCUGCGACCAGGAGACCCUCCGAUGAGACGAGCAGCCUGGACCCCUCAGCCCGGCCCCCCCAGCGCCGCCAUGUUCGAUAACUCCAACUACCCCUUCAACUGCUUCAACUACGAUGGAGACGGGUACCCGUCCUCCAGCACGGACGAGGAGAAGAAGAUGUGCAGACCCGCGUACAGCUACAUCGCUCUGAUAGCCAUGGCCAUCCAGCAGAGUCCCGAGCAGCGGGUCACCCUGUCGGGCAUCUACGAGUUCAUCAUGAAGCGCUUCCCGUACUACCGCUCCAACCAGAGAGCCUGGCAGAACUCCAUCAGGCACAACCUGUCCCUCAACAGCUGCUUCAUCAAGGUUCCUCGCACAGAGGGCAACGAGAAAGGAAAGGGGAACUACUGGACCUUCGCCAGCGGCUGCGAGUCAAUGCUCGACCUGUUUGAAAACGGCAACUUCCGGCGGCGCCGGCGCCGGAGGAACAUGAAGAUCGGCUUCCGGGAUUCCAAAGAGGCGCCUUUCCUCCACCCGUUGGAAGGCCACGGCGAUCGGCACGCGGCCGCGGCUCGCCGGCCCCAACCCGCCUCCGCCGUCUGCCCUUUGAACCCCGAGAGGCCGAGGCCCGGCCCCCGGCAGAACCACCUCGUCCCGAACCCAGCCCAGCACGGGAAACCAGAGUCGGAGAUCAAAUUCAGCAUUGACUACAUCCUCUCCACUCCGGAUCCGCCCCCGUCCGGGUACCGAUCCGCCCAGGGCCCCGUUCACAUCGGGCCCGCGGGGCCUCCCGUGCACGUCCUGGAGCCCCAACACCUGAACCUGCACUUCUGGACUCUGUGAGAGAGGAGAGGAGAGAGACCGGACUUUCAUCUUUUCUUUUGUAUCGUCUGUGUCCAGAACUGGGAAGUACUGUGAGGAGCCCACAGAGGGGAUUGUGGGUAACGUGAAACAUGUAUAUGAGGUGCAGAGUAUAGAGGUACAGUAUCGUGGAGGCGCACGUCAAGAACUCAUCAGAGACAUCAAGUGACCGGUACAGUCGUCAUGUUGUUAUUGUCCUGUAGACAUAGACUAGCUUACAGUCCUCUGUAUGUACACAGGAGUGAAAAUAAGUAAAUAUCACGUUAGUCAAAACAAACUCCAUCUUCUGAUCUAAAAUGUGAGAUUAUUUUCUUCAUUAAAGAAGAGUUUAUUCAUAAUCUUAUGGUUGGACAUGUCAUUCUUUUGGCCGGUCAAACAAACAUAUCAUGUACGGAGAUUUAAUUAUCAUUAAUGGAACAUUUAGUUAUUUUUGUGUGUGUGAAUGUGACAAAUGAGUUAAAACGUCCCCUCCAGACGCGUCUAAGACACACGGUAGCUGUAUGAAGACUAUUUUUGACUGAUAGAGAUAAAAAUAAAAAAAAGAUAUUCAUUC